UUCUUAUUGAUUAUGAUGUGAGUACAACUCUAUUUAUACAUAGAGAAAGAUACAGUUUAGAUUACAAACUUGAUUGAUAAGUAACUUAACAUAUAUACUUAUCUUCGUAUAUUCUCUAUAUGAAAAAAAAAAAAAAAAAGGAAGAAGAAAGAAGAAACAGACGAAGAAUAUUAAUUUCUUGGUUUUUGGCUUCCUUCUCAAGCCAUUUUGUUUACUCUUUCUCUUCUCUCGAUAAACCUUUCUUUUUUAAUCGUUUGAUAAUCCGCCAUUAAAGCUCUCACGGAAGCUCCCACGAGAACACCUUACUUCCACCACAUAAACCAGAGACUUUCCCUCUCACGAGAAAUCAGAAACCAUUACCCAUUUGCUCUGUGCUUUACAGGUUGUCUCUGUUCUUCUCUUUUGUAUAUAUAUAGUCUCUGUUUCUUGAACCUGUAACAGCUAAGUCUGAAGAAGAAGAAGAAGAAGAUGAUGAGCUUUACCACGUUGAUAUGGUGUUUGAUGAUCCUGCUUCGAUUCGGGCUCUUCACGAAGGCGAUUCUGGACCCAGUUGAUUUCUUGGCUCUGCAAGCAAUUCGUAAAUCGCUCGAUGAUUUGCCAGGUUCCAAGUUCUUCGAGUCUUGGGAUUUCACUUCUGAUCCUUGUGGCUUCGCCGGCGUCUACUGCGACGGAGAAAAAGUUAUUUCUCUCAAUCUCGGCGACCCCAGAGCCGGGUCACCCGGUUUAUCGGGUCGCAUCGACCCAGCAAUAGGCAAACUCUCUGCACUCACUGAGCUCUCCAUUGUCCCCGGCAGAAUCAUGGGUGCUUUGCCGGCAACAAUCUCUCAGCUAAAAGACCUUAGAUUUCUCGCAAUCAGCCGGAAUUUCAUCUCCGGCGAGAUUCCGGCGAGUCUCGGCGAGGUUCGUGGACUUAGAACACUCGAUUUGAGCUACAAUCAGUUAACCGGAACUAUCUCUCCGUCAAUCGGAUCCUUACCGGAGCUCUCCAAUUUGAUUCUCUGCCACAAUCACUUAACCGGAUCAAUACCACCGUUUCUCUCACAAACCCUAACCCGAAUCGAUCUCAAACGCAACAGCCUCACCGGCUCAAUCUCUCCGGCGUCUCUCCCUCCGUCGCUACAAUACCUCUCACUCGCUUGGAACCAGUUAACCGGACCGGUAGACCAUGUCUUACUCCGGUUAAACCAGCUUAACUACCUCGAUCUCAGCUUAAACCGGUUCACCGGUACAAUCCCCGGUCGAAUCUUCGCCUUCCCGAUCACAAACCUUCAAUUACAACGCAAUUUCUUCUACGGAUUGAUUCAGCCGGCGAAUCAAGUGACGAUCCCAACCGUCGAUCUCAGCUACAAUCGAUUCUCCGGUGGGAUAUCUCCGCUUCUCUCAAGCGUAGAGAAUCUCUACUUAAACAGCAAUCGCUUCACCGGUGAAGUUCCGGCUAGUUUCGUGGAGAGGUUGUUAUCGGCGAGUAUACAGACGCUGUAUCUGCAGCAUAACUUCUUGACGGGAAUACAGAUAAGCCCGGCGGCGGAAAUUCCGGUGAGCAGCUCGCUGUGUCUGCAGUAUAACUGUAUGGUGCCGCCGUUACAGACGCCGUGUCCGCUUAAGGCCGGCCCACAAAAGACUAGGCCCACUACACAAUGCAACGAGUGGCGAGGGUAGUUUGGUAAAUGCCGUUUUCUUAUAUACUUAUGUUUUUCUUUUUUUUUGGUUAUAGUUUUUGAGGAACACAGAGUGUUUCAACGUGUUAAAAAAACUUUUAAAGGAAAAAAACGAUUCGUUUAUUCGUUUGGUGAGAAUGAAGAUUAGAGUUUGGUGUGUAGAAGUGUCUUUGGAAUAAGGAUUAUAUUUAUGUGAGGAUGAAGAUUGUCUCACUAUCCAUCUGUUUCUGCGUAUUUAAAAUUUGGAAAAUGAUGGUUUUGUUUUA
Arabidopsis lyrata subsp. lyrata is the source of this 1924-nucleotide messenger RNA. RefSeq names its product LRR receptor-like serine/threonine-protein kinase ERL1. The transcript has a single exon. Lineage: Eukaryota; Viridiplantae; Streptophyta; Magnoliopsida; Brassicales; Brassicaceae. Gene Ontology annotation, molecular function: protein binding. The record is from RefSeq and is a predicted model, not a curated record. The coding region runs from base 469 to 1659 and encodes 396 amino acids.